AGUUGGGAACCGUGGAACGCCGGUCCCGGGAGAGAAGGGAGGUGUCCUAGCCGGGAGGGAAGCUCGGGUGGGCCUCGCGGCGGGCCGGGGCCCGACUCGCCCCCGCCUGGAAGAGCGCGAGUGUGAGUCGGAGCUGGGGCGACGCGCGGAGCGGCGGGCGCAGUCAUGGCAGACUACUGGAAGUCACAACCAAAGAAGUUCUGUGAUUACUGCAAGUGCUGGAUAGCAGACAAUAGGCCUAGUGUUGAAUUUCAUGAAAGAGGGAAGAAUCAUAAGGAAAAUGUGGCAAAGAGGAUCAGUGAGAUUAAACAGAAAAGCCUGGAUAAGGCAAAAGAAGAAGAAAAGGCAUCAAAAGAGUUUGCUGCGAUGGAGGCAGCUGCUCUGAAAGCAUACCAGGAGGAUUUGAAAAGACUUGGCUUGGAGUCAGAAAUUUCAGAGCCAAGUGUAUCCCCGGUAACGAGCACUGCCCCACCCGCCCCUGCAUCAAAUCAACAGAAAGAAAAAAAGAAGAAGAAAAAAGAUCCUUCAAAGGGAAGAUGGGUAGAAGGUGUAACAUCUGAGGGUUACCAUUAUUAUUAUGAUCUUAUCACAGGGGCAUCUCAGUGGGAGAAACCUGAAGGAUUUCAAGGAAGCAUAAAAAAGACAGGAGGGAAGACCAUUUGGGUAGAAGGUUUAAGUGAAGAUGGUUAUAACUAUUAUUAUAAUACAGAAACAGGAGAAUCUAAAUGGGAGAAACCUGAUGAUUUCAUUCCACACACUGGUAAUGUGCUUUCUGAUAAAGUCAAUGAAAAGUCACUUGGUGCCCUAGAAGAAUCAAAAUCAUUAGAUUCGCAUAGUGGUUCUGAAGGGGAACAGGAAGCAAAAGAAGUCAUCUCUACAGAAAGACCAAAGCUAAAAAUAAAGUUUAAGGAAAAAAAUAAAAAGACUUUUACACCUCAGGAAAAAAAUAAAAAGAAUGAAGGAACUAAACCAGAAACACAGAAAGAAAAAAACAUACCAAAACAAAAUUCAUCAGUUCCAAAUGAAGAAAAACCCAAAGUACAUAAAAAACCAAAUCCUUAUGGAGAAUGGCAAGAAAUUAAACAAGAAGUCAAGUCUAAUGAGGAGGUAGAUUUGGAACUUCCAAGCACUGAAAAUGAGUAUAUAUCAACUUCAGAAGGUGAUGGUGGGGAAUCAAAAGUGGUAUUUAAAGAAAAAACCGUCACUUCUCUUGGAGUUGUUGCAGACGGUGUCGCCCCCGUUUUCAAAAAGAGAAGAAUUGAAAAUGGAAAAUCUAGAAAUUUAAGGCAACGAGGUGAUGAUCAGUAAUUGUAAAAGAACUUCUUACGUACACUUUUUGGACAGAAUGGAGACAAUACAUCUUAAAGAUUCUCUGUAUGUGUUUCUGACUAUUUUGAUGCUAAAAAUUUAGAUUUAUUCUAAAUGUAUUUUAUGUGAAUUAAAAUAAAUCUUUUUUUAAGAGAAACUUAUCUUUGUUCCUAAAAUGGAGCCUACCACAUUGUAUUGUAAUACAGUGUAUUAUGUUCAGUGUCUAAAAAUUGAUAAUUAUAUCAUAAUUUAAGAUGCUAUGUAUCUUAUUUAAAACAUGGAAGCAAGGCUUUAUUUCAUUCUUACUCAUAUGCACAUAUUUACCUUUCAUUGAAAAUGCAUUACUUUGCAUACUAAUAUUAACUGUUAUCCAAGAAACAAGAAUCAGACCACAUAAAAGAAAAUUCAGACAGUGGCUGAUUCUGAGGAUCCUGUCAGAAGACUAAUGUGGAAAGUAUUUGCAUAUCAUCUUACCUUACUCAAUUUAAGGUACAAAAGGCCGGUAAGUAGGAGCAGCUCAGGUACUCCAAAUCAAUUCUUAAUAUUUGGUGAAACCUGCACCAAAAGUAGGAAUGAAAAUUAGCCCCAAUUCAGUUCAAAACAAUAAAUGUUGCUUAAGCAUUUUUGCUUUGGGCCAACCAUUAUCUUAGGAACCUGGAGCUAUAAAGAUUAAAGAAACAUGUCCCUCUUCUUCAAGAGUAUGUGUCCUAGAAAAUAGAGUUCACUUAGAUUAGGAAUUUUUCCAUUUUCUGGUUAAAUUUCUUUAAAAAUGGACUUAUUUAAUCCAUUUGCAAGUUCUUAAAAUUAUAUUUUUCAUAAAUUGUACAGUAUUUAACUUUUGGCAGUGAAUAUUUGUCUUUAUAAGAUACUAGUGUACAUGUAAGAAAAUGGUAGCUUAUUAAACACUUCAUUAAAGAGUAAGUUCUGUUUUUCUUCUUUCUAAUACCAAUCACAUUCAACUUAGUUUAGCAUUGGUAAGCUAGUAUUUAGAGAGUUGUCUUUUGUUUGUUUGUUUUUGACAGGCAGAGUGGAUAGAGAGACAGAGAGAGAGGUCUUCCUUUGCCGUUGGUUCACCCUCCAAUGGCCGCCGCGGCCGGCGCGCUGCAGCCGGCACAGCGCACUGAUCCAAAGGCAGGAGCCAGGUGCUUCUCCUGGUCUCCCAUGGGGUGCAGGGCCCAAGCACUUGGGCCAUCCUCCACUGCCUUCCCGGGCCACAGCAGAGAGCUGGCCUGGAAGAGAGGCAACCGGGACAGAAUCCGGCGCCCCGACCGGGACUAGAACCCCGGGAGCCGGCGCCACAAGGCGGAGGAUUAGCCUAUUGAGCCGCGGUGCCGGCCGAGUUGUCUUUGUAUUUAUUCAGUCUGUUUAUCUGAGUAUUUCAUGAAUGUUGAAGUCUAGACUUUCUCCUCUAUCAUGAAGAAGUAUUUCACAAUAUAUUUUUAAAGAUUUAUUUAUUUGAAAGGUAGACUGACAGAUCUUCUAUCAGCUGGUUCACUCUCCAAAUGGCUGCAGGAGCCAGGGUUCAUCCAGGCUGAAGCCAGAAGCCCAGAAUUCUGUCUGGGCCUUCCACAUGGGCUCAAGCACAUUAGUAGGGAGCUGAUCUAGAAUGAGGCACAGGCACUCUUAUAUGUGUCCCCAGUGUUGCAAGUGGUGACUUAACCCCCUAUACCACAGUGCUGGUCCCUGAAAUAGCUUUAUAAUUCGUUUUUUGUGGUUUUUUUUUUUUUUUUUUUAGAUUUAUUUAUUUAUUUGAGAGGCAGAGAGAGAGGCAGGUCUUCCUUCCACUGUUUCACUUCCCAAAUGGCCAUAACAUCCGGGGCUGAGCCGAUCCAAAGCCAGGAGCCAGGAGCUUCUUUGGGGUAUCCUACGUGGUAAGGGGCCUAAGGACUUGGACCAUCUUCUGCUUUCCCCAGGCCAUAGCAGAGAGCUGGAUUGGAAGGGGAGCAGCCAGGAUUUGAACGGCGCCCAUGUGGGAUACCAACCCGCUGCACCCCUGAAGUAUCAUCAUAAUUCUUGAUUUUGCCUUUGUCAUCUUUCUAUGCAUUUUGGUGCUUGACUUUCCUCUGUUGGAAAAGAUGAUAAUAGACUGCCUUACUCUAUUUUGUGUUGCUAUAAAAAAUACCUUAGUUCAAGAACAUGGCAAGGAUCCCCUGGCUAUAUCAUAAUAUGGCAGAAAAAUUGAAAGGGAACUAGCUGUGUACAGAAGAUGCCAGGCACUUGGGGUGGUCUCACUUUGUGAAAAUGCAUUUUUGUGAGAACUAACCACAAGGCCAGCAUGAAUGCCUUCUAAGGGCUGUGACUCCCACCUCUUGAAGAUUUCCACCAGAGCUAACACACUGGGAACCAAAUUACCAGCAUAUAAGUCUUUGGGGACCACACGCAAACCAUAACCAAAUCAGCACAGACUAUAAAUGGAAUAAUUCUAUACUUGCAUCUAGCUACUAUAAAAUAUACAACUGAAGACUUCUUUGAAAGAUUUAUUUGAAAGGCAGAGAAGAGUAAUAUUAAUGACUCUAACAGAUCUGGGCCAGGUCAAAGCCAGGAGCUAGAAACUCCAUCCUGGAUUCCCACAUGGGUGGCCAGGAUCCUAACUGGCCCACUGGAAUGGGGUGCCACUAGCCCAAGUGGAGCCUUAACUCACUGUGUCACAGCACCAACCCCUGAAGACUUUUUUUUUUUUAAGGUUUAUUCAUGGGGCCAGUGCUGUGGUGUAGCCGGUAAAGCUUCUGUCCGCAGCGCCGGCAUCCCAUAUGUGUGCCAGUUUGAGUCCCUGCUCCUCCACAUCUGAUCCAGCUGUCUACUACGGCCUGGGAAAGCAGAAGAAGAUGGCUCAGCGGCCAGCGCUGUGGUGCAGUGGGUUAAUGCCCUGGCCUGGAGCGCGGCAUCCUAUAUGGGCGCCGGUUCUAGUCCCAGCUGCUCCACUUCCGAUCCAGCUCUCUGCUAUGGCCUGGGAAAGCAGUAGAAGAUGGCCCAAGUCCUUGGGCCCCUGCACCCAUGUGUGAGACCUGGAAGAAGCUCCUGGCUUCAGAUCAGUACAGCUCUGGCCAUUGCGGUCAAUUGGGGAGUGAACCAUCAGAUGUGUGGGGAGCAACUCGGACUGGACUGAGUUACUGGAAUUAAGACUUAUUCUAUGCAUCUGCUCUCCCACAAUAUGGCGCUGGGAGAGGAGAAAACAGCUUCUAUGCAGCUGCCUCUUGCUAACUUGAGUGAUGACCUCCAGGAGCUGAUCCUGCUCCUGAUUGGAGGAGAGCAGCGUACUCGGCGUGUGGGCAGCCGAGUUGGGAUUGGCGGAGGAGGACUAUAAAGGAGGAGAGAGACAACAUGCACCAGGAACAUCUAAGGGGAACACCCGAGCAGCCCCCGAGAGAGCCGGCCAGCGGUGUGCCGCUCCCCUGCGGAAGUGGGGAAAGUGGCCAGGGGGAACCGCCCUUCCACGGAGGUGGAAGGGAUGGCAGCCAACCCGGGAAGAACCAGCAGCAAACCCGGGGAGGGCCGAGCAGAUGAAAGAACAGCGCAGGGUCCUGUGUCGUUCCCCCACGAAGACGGGGAGCGACAAGAUGGAAGACCUCUCUCUCUCUCUACUUCUCCUCUCUAUGUAACUCUGACUUUCAAAUAAAUAAAAACCUUAAAAAAAAAAAGAAGAAGAAGAAGAUGGCCCAAGUCCUUGGACCCCUGCACCCGUGUGGGAGACCAGAAGAAGCCCCUGGCUCCUGGCUUCAGAUAGCUGCAGCUGUAGCUUUUGCAGCCAUCUGGAGGGUGAGCCAGCAGAUGGAAAACCUCUCUUGCUCGCUCGCUCUGUGAUUCUGUCUCUCUGUAACUCUGCCUUUCAAAUAAGUAAAUAAAUCUGGGGAGUGAAGUGGAUGGAAGAUUCUCCACCCCACCUCCCCCCCGCCAACUCUAACUUCAAAUAAAUCUUCCAAAAAAAAAAGUACGUAACAGAUUUUUAAAUUACCUGGAUUUUUUCAGAAGUAUUUAAUAGGCUCUUUU
Oryctolagus cuniculus (rabbit) is the source of this 5295-nucleotide messenger RNA. RefSeq names its product WW domain binding protein 4 (gene WBP4). The record is from RefSeq and is a predicted model, not a curated record. Gene Ontology annotation, molecular function: protein binding; zinc ion binding; RNA binding. Gene Ontology annotation, biological process: mRNA splicing, via spliceosome. Gene Ontology annotation, cellular component: nucleus; precatalytic spliceosome. Lineage: Eukaryota; Metazoa; Chordata; Mammalia; Lagomorpha; Leporidae.